Messenger RNA from Penicillium arizonense, 514 nucleotides. RefSeq lists its product as uncharacterized. The transcript is spliced from 4 exons. Lineage: Eukaryota; Fungi; Ascomycota; Eurotiomycetes; Eurotiales; Aspergillaceae. The coding region runs from base 8 to 514 and encodes 168 amino acids. The record is from RefSeq and is a predicted model, not a curated record.
CUCUGUGAUGUCGCCAGAGACUUCCUCUGCGCAAGAUGGCACCGGCAACGGCAGGCCGACCAAGUUGGCCAGCAGUGGCAUGAAGCCGCCGUCCGCAACCAGGCGCGAGUACCACAUGGCUCCAGAAUGGCUUCUCCAUCAGUCAUUGUACAGCGGGGCCAGCGUCAGAGGUCGUCAGCCUCCAGGCGCCGCCCUGCAUCAGACAACACUGACCCGUCACCUCGCGGGCUCAGACAAGAUCCGCCGUGUUCCAUGGCGCGUUUCGCCGGCCCAACCGGCUAUUCUGGCGUCGGUCGCUAAUAUCUGGGCGGGUUUCCAAGAAUUGACGCUCCAGAGUCUCACCCCGAGUGAAGAGGUCGACAGCAUCCACUGUGUGUUCUGCCUGACCGAGGAUGAAGACCAUGCAAAUGAUGCCGAGCGCUCUCUCAUCUAUCUUGCGUGGAAGAGUGGUUGGAAAGGCGAGAUACAGGCUUUAGCACCUCCUGCUGUGUGUGUCGAAACGAAGGUGCCCUAG